This is a messenger RNA of Ostrea edulis (European flat oyster), 1374 nucleotides long. RefSeq lists its product as uncharacterized. Lineage: Eukaryota; Metazoa; Mollusca; Bivalvia; Ostreida; Ostreidae. Bases 521 to 1192 code for a protein of 223 amino acids. The record is from RefSeq and is a predicted model, not a curated record. The transcript has 7 exons.
GACCUUCCUAUCGAUCACUUUGGAGUGUUCUGCGAAUGGCUAAAAGGCAAGGUUCGUAAAAUGGGCAACUUUGAAAGUUUGAACUUAAGCGCUAUGGAGCUAUCUGGGCUCUGCAUAAUUCAUUGAUAGAUAUCGAUUGGUUUGCAAUACACAUUAUCGUUCUACAUACCCGUAAAACAGUCGUUAAGCACACACAAAACGACUUGUAGAGGUUUUAAUCUUGCGGGGCCAUCAAGGGGUACGUUGUCAUCGAGUUUCAAACUGUGUAAUUCAUCUAAGAUAAGAAAAUAUUUAUCCGGUUUAAAUAUACACGUAUAAAUCUAGUGUGGAGGUUCAGUGGACGGAGCAUAUUUUUUUCAACAAAAGGCAUUUAAAGGAUACUGCAAAUAAUCACCUUCACGAUUAGCGUGUGAUUCGCCUGAGUCGGAGACGAUUAAGUGUUAGGUGUAGGUGUUGUACGUCUAGCAACACGCCAGACCAGUUAUAUAUAGAUAUAUCAUAACAAUUCUGUGUUUGGACCAUGUAUUCCGACCAGCCCUCGUACAGCGAACCGACCCCCACGGUCGUGGCCCCUCCCAGGCCGGCCUCAGCCCAGAACUUCACCCCCGCGUACUUGUGGAGCGACUUUGACCCACCUGGGCUUCGCAGAGAGAGGACAACGUAUGGCCAUAUGAACGACUGGAUGAAGGUGUCCCGAGACGGAGUCCCUGUCACAAUGUCGGACAAUAACUGGCACAAUUUAAAACAGAGCGAACAAAAGAAUCACGAUAUACAGUUUAAGAAAGCUUUCAGCAAUUUAUCCUCUAAAAUCGCCUACAGACACCCCAACCCCGGGAAUCCAAGACAAAGACAAGGAAGAAUAGGCGGAAGUUGGAGGCACAUAAAGGAAGUUCUAGGUCACGGAGGAAGUAGAGUAGUGUAUGUUGACGAUCCAUACAUACCAGAGGGUCCCGGGAGGCGCAUUUCGUUUUCUCCUACCCGCGCCUACUUUGACCCCUUCAUACCAUUAGGUACUUCCGCCGUAGAAUCGCCUUAUCACAACUCUUGUGGGGACUUUGAUACGUGGAAUCGUUUUGAAAUCCCCCCUGUACAAGCUGCAUCACCGUCCUAUCAAGAUGGCGACCUUGCCAGGAAAAUGGGACUUAAUGUGUCCCCCAAAUACAAGGGAUUUUACCGUUAUGGUGCCAAGUGAUGACGUCACGUCCUGUCUUCAUUUAAAGAAUGGAGAUUUCUUUAUUUUUCAGUACCAUUCAGUAUUUCUGACUUUUAUUAUUGCUCACAUUAACGUGAAUAUUUUUUAAGAAAAUGUAUUAUUUUGUUCAAAGUCUUUUUAUGUAUUGUUUAUACGUUCAAUAAAUAUAUCUUAUAAAGGAA